GGCGCUGCUAACCCACACCUAAUGCUGCGUCCUGCCAUUUUCUAAUCCUGAUUGCAAUUGAGUAUUUCGCUGUGGCUCCUCACACAAAUCUUCCCCCUCUAACCUGCAUUGCAACUGCAAGUACUUGUAGCUAGGACUAGUCUACUAGUGCUGUUUCUUUUGUUGCGUCGCUCCACCACCACCACCACCACCUGCCCCCGGCCCUCGAAAAAGCUCAAGAAUUCGAGGACUCUUCCUCCUCUUGCUGCUUCCCCUCCUCCACGAUGCCCAUGCCAAGAUCCUUCCCCAAAUCCUAGCACAUGCGCAGCAAUUUGUUUUUUGCCCCAAAAGGAAGGAUUUCAUUUCAUUCCAUUCCAUGGUUUGGAUUUGCCAUCAACCAAAGGCAAAGCUUCUUCCUGUGAUCUUCUUGUACCUCGGCGAGCUGUGUGGCUGAUUAGUUGAUCCAGGCUGUAUAUCUGUCUGGGUCUCUGGGAUAAUAAUGAGCGGUGGCAAUUCUUCGUGGCUGAUGCCGCCGUCGCCGCCGGCGCCCGCGGCGUCGGCGCUCGACAACGUGGAGACCAAGAUAAGCCCCAGCAUCGUCCUCAUCGUGGCGAUCCUGGCGAUCGUCUUCUUCGUCUGCGGCCUGCUGCACCUGCUGGUGCGCCACCUGCUGCGUCUGCGCCGCCGCCGCCGCCGCGCGCGGGAGGACGCGGACAGCGUCACGGCGUUCCAGGGCCAGCUGCAGCAGCUCUUCCACCUGCACGACGCCGGCGUGGACCAGGCCUUCAUCGACGCGCUCCCGGUGUUCCUCUACCGCAACGUCGUCGGUGGCGCCGGGGAUGGGCACGGGGAGGGCAAGGACCCGUUCGACUGCGCCGUGUGCCUGUGCGAGUUCUCGCCCGACGACCAGCUCCGGCUGCUCCCCAAGUGCAGCCACGCGUUCCACCUCGAGUGCAUCGACACGUGGCUGCUGUCCCACUCCACCUGCCCACUCUGCCGCCGGAGCCUCCUCGCCGAGCUCUCGCCGACGUGCAGCCCCGUCGUGAUGGUGCUCGAGUCCGACAGCGCCCGCGACAUGGCCGCGUCGGCGGCUCGGGCAACCGACGACGCCGACGCCGAGCUAAGCGCCGGGGCCACGGUGCCGCAGGAGGGAGCGGAGGAGGUGGUCGAGGUGAAGCUGGGGAAGUUCAAGUGCGUCGAAGGCAACAGCGCCAACGCCAACGCCACCGCCGACGCGGCUGCGGACGGAGCAGGCACCAGCGGCGACGGCGAUGCCAGUGCCAAGGAAGGUCUCGGGCAGAGAAGGUGCCACUCCAUGGGGUCCUACGAGUACGUCAUGGACGACCGCGCCUCGCUCCGCGUAGCGAUCAAGCCGCCCAAGAAGAAACCGGCGGUGUCCAAGUCGCGCCUCCGCGGCGCCAUGUCGGAGUGCGAGUUCGGCGCGUCCAAGCGCGGGGAGACCUCUCUCCGCCUGCCAUUCCCAGCACCACCGCACAAGCACCAGCAGUGGGACGCGGCCACGGCGAAGCUCGCCAAGGACAGCUUCUCCGUGUCCAAGAUUUGGAUGGUACCGGCGUCCAAGAAGGACCCCGACGGGGCCGGCGAGAGGCGCGCGGUGUCGUUCCGGUGGCCCGUGAGCAGCAAGGACGAGGGAGAAGGCAAGGACAGGAAGAGCGGGAGCGAGGCCGACUGGGACGUGGAGGCCGGGAGCUGCGGCGGCAACAGCGCCGUGUCGUCACUGGCGGAGGAGAGGCCAUCCUUCGCGAGGAGGACCCUGCUCUGGGUCGUCGGAGGCCGGCAACAGAGCAGAGUCGGGAACUGUUCAUGAUCAGCGCACGAUUGUUUGAAUGAAGAGGAAAAAAAAAAGGCAAAGAAAUUCUUUUGUGCUCUUUUGGCAGAUUGGUGGUAGUGAGUAGUGAUUGCAAUAGCUAGAAAUUUGUAAAACCCAAAAGGUUCUGAAAAAUUCUUUCUUUCGCUUGUGCAUUCGGUUCCUGUCAGAACUCAGAAGCAACUGUCACUGGCGAGCAGCCAUGAACUGAACAAACAAACACUGAAAUCAGCUUCAGUUGCUAUCGA
This is a messenger RNA of Sorghum bicolor (sorghum), 2055 nucleotides long. RefSeq names its product RING-H2 finger protein ATL13. Lineage: Eukaryota; Viridiplantae; Streptophyta; Magnoliopsida; Poales; Poaceae. The coding region runs from base 479 to 1807 and encodes 442 amino acids. The transcript has a single exon. The record is from RefSeq and is a predicted model, not a curated record.